Messenger RNA from Lizanozyma spartinae, 735 nucleotides. RefSeq lists its product as uncharacterized. Gene Ontology annotation, biological process: mitochondrial electron transport, NADH to ubiquinone. The coding region runs from base 1 to 735 and encodes 244 amino acids. The record is from RefSeq and is a predicted model, not a curated record. Lineage: Eukaryota; Fungi; Ascomycota; Pichiomycetes; Serinales; Debaryomycetaceae. The transcript is spliced from 2 exons.
AUGGGAAAUCUAGUGAAUAUUGCUGGUGCUGGAUUAUACGCCGGCCUGCGUAAAUCUCUGCACCAACCAUAUGACUCCAAUAAAAUCAAUAGCGAAUUUGAUUGGGAAAAAUUUUCGAUAUAUGAAGGUAAUACCAAUUACACUCUAGAGAGACAUAAAGUUAAUUCUUCAGACCCAAUUACCUUUAUAUCAGUAGCCAGAUACAUAUCCAAGAUGGCUCCAUUGGACAACGUUGAUAUCUCAAGAUUUGAAUGGGAAAAUGUGGACAAGAAUCUGUUACCAUCUAACAUUCCUGAAGUGGACGAAGUUGGUGCAACCUCCGCACCAUUAUUGAGUGCUUCCUACUUCAUUGGGGCCAAAUGUAAACCUUACAAUGAUGACUUCAUGAUGUGUAAAAGUGAAAACAAUGGUGGUACAUUAGAUUGUUUGAAGGAAGGUAGAAGAGUCACCAGAUGUGCCGUUAACGUGUUACAAGAUUUGAACAAGUACUGUUUUGAUGAAUUCAAGUUACAUUAUGAAUGUUUAGAACAAAAUAAUCACAGAUUAGGACACUGCAGGUAUUCUGAAGAAGUGUUUAACAAAUGUGUUUUUGCUAACUUGAAGUUGGAAAAGAAGAUUCCUGGUGUGGCCGAACAAAUCCAGUUGAACAAGAGUCCAAUUUUCCAAGGAGGAUCGAAUGAUAAGAAAAUCACAGAAGCAUUCUUGUUGAAAAAGGAGGAGUCCAAGGAAGCAUAA